AUGUCUAAUAAUUCAAAUUUAUUUGCAGGUUUUGAUUUAUCAACACAACAAUUAAAAUUCACAGCAAUCAAUGAAAUCAGCAAAGUGGUAUUUGAAGAAUUAGUUAAUUUUGAUAAAGAAUUACCAAGUUAUGGAACAAAAAAUGGUGUAAUAUCAAAUGAGAAUGUUGUUAUUUGCCCUACAUUAAUGUGGGUUGAAUCAAUUGAUUUAUUGUUGAAUAAACUAUCUGAAAAAAAAUUUCCAUUUCAUCAAAUAAAAGCAAUGUCUGGAGCUGCUCAACAACAUGGAAGUGUUUAUUGGUCAGAAAAUUCAUUGGGAAUUUUAGAAAAUUUGAAUCCAACUGAAAGUUUGGUUUCACAAUUUAUAAAUGCCUUUUCUAUACCAGAUUCACCAACUUGGCAAGAUUCAAGUACCACAGAACAAUGUAAGAAUUUAGAAAAAUUAAUUGGUGGUAAAGAAAUUUUGGUGAAUUUAUCAGGAUCAAUAGCUUAUGAAAGAUUCACAGGAAAUCAAAUUACCAAAUUUAGCCAAACAAAUCCUUUGGCAUAUUCAAAAACCAAAAGAAUAUCUUUAAUUAGCUCAUUCCUUGCCUCGAUAUUCCUUGAUGGUGAUGGAGAAAAAUUAAAAUUGAAACUUGGUGAGCCUGAACCUAAUGGAUUAAAAAUUUUGGGAAAUGUUUCCAAUUAUUUUGUAAAAAAAUAUGGAUUUGAUAAAGAUUGUAGAAUCAUUCCAUUUACAGGUGAUAAUCCAGCCACUCUUAUAUCUAUGAAUCUUACUCCUGGAGAUAUAUUAAUAUCAUUAGGAACAUCAGAUACAAUUUUAUUGUACACAAAUAAACCAUCACCAACAAUCGAAUCACACACACUAUGUCAUCCAACAAAUCCAUCAGCUUAUAUGUCAAUGAUAUGCUAUAAGAAUGGAAGUUUAACACGUGAGUACAUUCGUGAUAAAUAUACAACAACAAUAAGAAAUGACAGCAAUGAUCCCUCCUUGUUGUCAUCAGCAUGGACACUAUUCAAUCAAUUGUUGAAAACCUCGAAACCAAACAAAAGAAAAAUGGGAUUUUAUUUUUUAGUGCAGGAGAUCAUACCAUUUGCAAAAGGGAUUUAUAGAUUUGAAGAUAGCCAGCUGAUUGAUGAGUUUCAAGAUGAUCCUAAGCUUGAUAAUGUUAGGUGUAUCAUUGAGUCACAAUUUAUUUCAAUGAGGAUCAGAAUCGAGAAAUUGAUUAAUGAUUUUGAAAACUUGGUCAAUAAAGUAGUUGUUGUGGGAGGAGCAAGUAAAAAUCAUGAAAUUUUACAAGUGUUAUCAGAUGUUUUUGGCAAAGAGAUUUGGAAACAAAAGCAUCAUCAUAAUUGUAAUGAUAAUAACGAUGUCAAUGCAGCUUCUAUGGGGGCUGCUAUGAAAGCAAAGAUGGCAUUCAACUUUGAGAAUGAUUUUGAAGAUGAAAAGUUGGAAAUUAAUUCUUUUGUUAGUGUUGCGAAACCUAGAAUUGAAUAUACUGAUAUCUAUAAGGAUAUGUUUAACGUCUAUAAAGAAUUAGAAAAUAUUGUAAUAAAUAAUCGAAUUUCCAGAAUUCAAGAAUAA
This is a messenger RNA of Entrophospora sp. SA101, 1584 nucleotides long. The record is from the annotation of a GenBank genome assembly. Lineage: Eukaryota; Fungi; Glomeromycota; Glomeromycetes; Entrophosporales; Entrophosporaceae.